This is a messenger RNA of Olea europaea var. sylvestris, 549 nucleotides long. RefSeq lists its product as uncharacterized. Lineage: Eukaryota; Viridiplantae; Streptophyta; Magnoliopsida; Lamiales; Oleaceae. Bases 46 to 309 code for a protein of 87 amino acids. Gene Ontology annotation, biological process: negative regulation of protein kinase activity. Gene Ontology annotation, cellular component: nucleolus. Gene Ontology annotation, molecular function: protein kinase binding; double-stranded RNA binding; protein kinase inhibitor activity. The transcript has a single exon. The record is from RefSeq and is a predicted model, not a curated record.
CAUGAAGAUUUAACCCUUUUUGGGUCAUGAUUACAGUAUAGGCAGAUGAGACGGAAAGAACAAGAUCGGCUUGCCAGGAUGGAUGCUGAUUACCAGAAAAGGAAAGAAAUUACAGAAUUCAUUCGGAGAAGGGAAGAAAGAUUAAAAGCUGCAGAGGAGCGCACAGCAAAAAAGCGUUUGAAACGGCAGAAAAAGAAACAGAAGAAGCAAGAGAAGAAGUGCAAAUUGAAUGCUGUCGAAGAAGAGCAUAAGAAGGAACAAUCUUCCGAUGAAGAUGGAGACACGGAAAAUGAUGAAACUGAGAGAUGAUUUAUAUGUACCAUUAUGCUCAAGGGUAGCCUUGCUGUAUCAAUUGUUGUGACAAGUUUUUGACAACCGUUUUGCUGAAAAAAAUAGGUGCUCCACAAAAAAAAAAAUGAAUUGUUUCUUAACUUAAAAGAAAAAUUGUCUUCUGCAUUCAUUUGCACCAUCCCAUUGGUUAUAGGUGGAUCCACAAAAAAAAAAUGACUUGUUUCUUAACCUAAAAUGAAAAUUUGUCUUUUGUUUUCA